AUGACACGCAUAUGGAGCAACACACAGACGUUAGUAUCCUAUUAUAUAACAUUUCAGGUAUUUGACAUACAGAGCAAGAAGGACACCCCGCUUUACAAGAACUCGACGUACAAAUGUCCGCUCUGCUUCAAAGGCUACCAAUACGAGGACGCGUAUGACACGCAUAUGGAGCAACACACAGACAAAUACGGCGUUUUUGAGUGUGCAGUAUGCGGCAUCCACACCAGAAGUCGUCAGAAGCUUCUGCACCACCUCAACAUGACGCACAUGGUGCGUUACUCCUGCACCAAGUGUCCCUUCUUCACUAGACACAGGAAUACCGCGAAGUCCCACGCUCGCUGGCACAACGGCGUCAAAUCCAAGUGCAAAUAUUGUGACGUGGAAUUCAGCAAGCUGACGUCACUGCUGUCUCACCUGCGCAAGAAGCACCCGUCGGACCAGGUGUGCACUCUGUGCGGGUUCUCGUUCAUCGGAGAGAGAGGUCUGGCGCUGCACAUGCAGAAGAAACACCAGUUCGAUGACGUACAGGUGAGUAUGUUGAUGAUGUCACGCCGACAGCAAGCUGACGUCACUGCUGUCUCACCUGCGCAAGAAGCACCCGUCGGACCAGGUGUGCACUCUGUGCGGGUUCUCGUUCAUCGGAGAGAGAGGUCUGGCGCUGCACAUGCAGAAGAAACACCAGUUCGAUGACGUACAGGUGAGUAUGUUGAUGACGUCACGCCGACAGCAAGCUGACGUCACUGCUGUCUCACCUGCGCAAGAAGCACCCGUCGGACCAGGUGUGCACUCUGUGCGGGUUCUCGUUCAUCGGAGAGAGAGGUCUGGCGCUGCACAUGCAGAAGAAACACCAGUUCGAUGACGUACAGGUGAGUAUGUUGAUGACGUCACGCCGACAGCAAGCUGACGUCACUGCUGUCUCACCUGCGCAAGAAGCACCCGUCGGACCAGGUGUGCACUCUGUGCGGGUUCUCGUUCAUCGGAGAGAGAGGUCUGGCGCUGCACAUGCAGAAGAAACACCAGUUCGAUGACGUACAGGUGAGUAUGUUGAUGACGUCACGCCGACAGCAAGCUGACGUCACUGCUGUCUCACCUGCGCAAGAAGCACCCGUCGGAC
Molecule: messenger RNA, 1114 nt
Organism: Bicyclus anynana (squinting bush brown)
Lineage: Eukaryota; Metazoa; Arthropoda; Insecta; Lepidoptera; Nymphalidae
Product: zinc finger protein 809-like
Exons: 4
Coding region: 1-690 (229 amino acids)
Biological process (GO): regulation of gene expression
Cellular component (GO): nucleus
Source: RefSeq, a predicted model, not a curated record